Molecule: messenger RNA, 2820 nt
Organism: Folsomia candida
Lineage: Eukaryota; Metazoa; Arthropoda; Collembola; Entomobryomorpha; Isotomidae
Exons: 10
Coding region: 550-1692 (380 amino acids)
Source: RefSeq, a predicted model, not a curated record
GAUCCACCACCACCCCGCUGUUUCCAACGCUCUCUUCUUCACGACGGCACACACUUUUUUGCAACUAAAUAAAUAAUUUGUAAUUACUCAUAGUUCCUGAUUCCAAUUGGUGUGCAGCUCAUUAUCUGUACCAGACCAAGGAGGAUAACACACAGACGAGAUAACUGACUCAUUCAUCAUCAAAUAGUCACUGUCGGUAUUGGCAAAGCUACUUCCUUUCAAGCAUGAGAACGAGUUUUUAGUUCUCAAACAACAAUGGUUGUGCUCCAGUAAUGAAAGAAUUGUCUUGCGACUACUUCUUACAUCGCGGAUUGCUGUCAAGUGUCAAGUUUACUCAUUUGUCAUUCCAAAUACACUUUAAUGAACGGAAAUCGAAUUAUUCGUGUUAUUGGGCGUAUUGUUUGAAGCACGGUUCGUUCAGUCUUUCGUGGAAGGUGUGUAACUUUGGUGGUGGGGAAACAGUAAGGAGAACAAGAAGUCGUCGCAACGACGUGACCAACAACGGAGAAGUAUCAGGCUCUCCACCUUCUAGAAGACGAAGACCGGGGGAUGGGCGGGUUGACGGGUCAACUGAAAUGCAAAGUCAGGCAUUUCCUCUGCCUAGUCAUCUCCGUUGCAUUGACGUCUUUUGUCUUAUCAAUCUACAACCAAAAACAGCCCCACACUCUUCAAGACAUUGUUACUCAGACGCACAAACAAUUUGAAUCUCUAAAGGAGAAUUUGCAAGCUGGAGUUGGAGUUGGUGAUGGUUGGGGAGGAGAUAAGCAUUUGGAUGUCGAGGACAAGUAUCUCAGCCUCCUGGGCUUCAUUCGCGACCCAUCUGGGAAGGAGACGACACAGGCUCAAAAACUUGGACUGGAGGCUGCCGAAUUAUCUGUGCGCAACAACAAUGGAACCGUUCCUAUCCUUGUUGUAACUGCAGUCAACAAGGGACAGUUAUUUCAGUUUGAAGAUUUUUUGACAAACGUCCAAUCAGCACUUCCAGCCAACCCAAUUAUUGUUUGGAACAUUGAACCAGAGGCACGGGUUGAAGAAGAUGACGAAUUUACAUUGAGCCUAAAACAGUCUUGCAAUUCAUCGUUAUGUUUCGUUAAGCGUUUCUCAUUUUCGGAUUAUCCGGAUCAUGUCAAGGAUCUCAGUUUUCGAGCUUACAGACCUCUAAUUCUACAGAUAAUGAUGGAUGCAGGAAACACAUGCUCUUUGUGGCUGGAUAUUGAUAGAAGAUUUAUUGCUCAGACCAAGUUGAAUCUCAGCCGAUUUUUGGAAUUGGCAAAAACUGGUGGAAGCAAUGGUGUUGUUGGAUGGCCGUCUGGUCAUCCUACGUCUUCGCUAACACAUCCUAAAAUGUUUGCAUACUUUGAAACAACGGCAGAGAACUUUUAUUUUCAUCGGAUGAUUGAUCCAUCACAACUUUUGUUGUGCAAAACUGAAGAUUUGCAGUCCAAGGUUAUGAAACCUUGGGUUGCAUGCAGUUUGAAGAAAGAGUGCAUUGCUCCAUUUGGAUCGCAAUCAGGGGGAUGCCGAUUUGAUAAGAAACCUUUAUAUCGAUAUUCCGGGUGUCACGGAUAUGAUUCAUCAGCUCUAAAUGUUGCACUGGGUGUUGCAUUUCCAAUACACCAGCCAUACAUUUCUCGAGCACCUCUUACAAAGCCAGUCCAACUGCUAAUGAUCAACUCCACAGCUUCAUUAUGAUAAUCGAUGACCAAUUAAGGAGUCGUCGUCGUCGUCGUCGUCGUCACCCCCACUCGUCACAGCAACAACACAGUGAUUGGAUAUAUGUACGCAUCCACUUGCACAAAGAAAUACAUAAAGUGCUUGAUCAGCUCUCUCCCCUUUGUCCCUGCAAGAAUCAAAAAGGGGUUUACUCUGAUAUAGUCAUUGCCAGUGAAGUAGAAGAUUGAUAAUCAAAUCAACGAGUGAGGAUGAACAGCCUCGCCUUAAAAAAUAUAAUAAUUGGACAGAAUAAGACACAGGAAUAAUAGUACCUUAUUUACAUCCCCUGUCUGUCCCAACUCAGUAUCUGUAUUAUAAUAAUGCAACAGCUUCUGUGAUGUUAUACACACACGCGAUUCAUAUAUGCUCAUUCCGAUAUGGGUUUCGGAUCAGAAACAUUUAGCGACCUCACUCAUCUCACCCAAAAGAUAAUAUUAUGGAAAUGUUUUGCAUAUUGAAAAAUGUAUUACUUACUACUGCAUUUCGUUCAUUACUAAUAUUGAUAUGUAUUAUUCGAUGUACACAUAAUUUCCACUUUGUUGUAAAUUGUGCGUUAAUUCUGUAUACGUAUCAUCAGGAAAAGCUAAUAUGUGUCUUUCCGCUAAAUGUCCAUGGUACGUUCCAAAAGUUCAAGUCGUCAUUCAUCACUCCACCCGGCGGAGGGUGGGUCAUUUUAAAUAACGGCAUUUCUUUACUAGUCAUCAAAACCAAACACUGUAUGCGACAUAAUUUUUUAACGCCAUUUGUUUCGUGGUUCGGCGCAGAAUCCGCAAACGUGUCCACGUUUUCUACAACAUUUUUACCGUUAAUAAUAGCACUAAUUAUUAUUUAGUCGCCCACAUUGUUAUCUCUCUGUCUGAUAUUUUUAUUAUAAUUAAUUAAGUACAAUUUAUGUAAUUGAUAUACCUACAUAAUAUAUACACACAUGCAUACCUUGUACCUUACAGAACUGCAACACAAAUGUAUUACUCACUCCACACAGCCCCAACAGAUCGGCAAUUGUAUUAUAUAAUGAAUAUAAUUAUUGUAAAAUCAAAGCAAGUGAUAGUGAAAAAAGCUGACAAGUAUAUACUUAGCUGACCAAUAAAAUAAUCUCUGAACCUGAUA